This is a messenger RNA of Aspergillus nidulans FGSC A4, 751 nucleotides long. Its product is annotated as dolichol-phosphate mannosyltransferase subunit 3. The transcript has 3 exons. NCBI's taxonomy places the organism in Eukaryota, Fungi, Ascomycota, Eurotiomycetes, Eurotiales, Aspergillaceae. Gene Ontology annotation, biological process: glycoprotein biosynthetic process. The record is from RefSeq and is a predicted model, not a curated record. Bases 107 to 385 code for a protein of 92 amino acids. Gene Ontology annotation, cellular component: endoplasmic reticulum membrane.
CCUGCGCUCUUUCCUGAAGCCCACUUGCUUUCGUUAAUCUUUUCAUGUUCGUUUCUAUCCUGAUCAACAUAUUACAGAACAAUUCAAUAUCUCAAGCACCCUUACAAUGACGCGCGCCCAGCAGACCCUCUCCGUCCUCCUCCUCGUCUCCUCUUUCUACCUAUCUCUCUACCUCGGACUUAUCCCACUGAACGAAACUAUACAACAAGAAAUCAUUCCUGUUCUACCUUUUUACGCCCUCAUAUCUUUCGGAUGCUACCUUCUCGGCCGCCUGGGUCUGGCGAUCUUCACUUUCCACGAUGUGCCUGAGGCGCACAAGGAGCUGCAGGGGGAGAUCGAGCAGGCCAAGGCUGAACUGCGCCGGGCAAAUGUUGACGUGGACUAAAUGCGAGAAUCGAACGAUAACUUUCUAUUAUAGCAUUUGAGGCGAGGCCUCUGGCCACUCAUAUGGGCGGCAUAGGUUCACGAGAGGUAAAGGAGAUAUUGUAAUAUAUACUACAAUGAUACGGUCUGUUUGCAUUUUGGCUGCAUACAGUAUCAUAAAAUGCGUAUGCCAGGUAUGUGUAGAUCGCAGAGUGAGAUUGUUUUUGUGGGAUCGUGCCUGGGCGUGAGAACUCAUAAAAAAGUGAAUGUUCCAAAAAGCGACCACGCAAAAAAAUGGUCUAUUCCCUGCAGGUAGAUAGAUCCUCUUAUGAAGAUAUGCUGAAGUGAUUGCUUUUAUCUAUAAAACCCAUUCGUAAAAGACGCCUGA